AUUGAACUAAUUUCAGUUUAUUAUAAAGGCAUCUUUAUUUAAUCUGUGCAGUAUAAAAAAAUGUUUGAGUACAAACAACAAUUAACAAUGUUAUUUUUGUAUGAGCUUUCACUUUAAGAAGCCUGUAAUAAAUAUUAGUAAUGGCUAAACAUAAAGAACUUUUUUUUUUCUACCCAGCUAAACCUUAGCAUUUAUGCUAUACCAAUGUGUUUCAAUGUCUUAUUUGAAUAUUUCCUCCCCACUCUAGUAUUUCCAUGCUGUGAUGCAAAAAUACAAACAAUUUAUAUUGCUUUUGUCUUUCCACAAGAAUAAGGCUUAACCGCGAUAGUGGCAUUCAAAACAUAAGACCCAUCAUUCACCUUCAUCUAUCGCGGCAGGCUUUGUAUCUGUAAUAAAUGCAAGGAGGUGCUCAGGCAGAUGUGCAUUAGCUAAUGUUGCCUGAAAGCAGCUGGGCUGGGCAGAGCUAAUAGACAGACCAUAACACUAUGACAUCACCAGGAGAGUGGGGGGAAGAUAGGCUGAGAGAGAAAGAGAGAGAGAAUGAAGAAGAGAGGGAGGGAUCAAGUAAGCCACAGUAAGGGACAGUGUCAGAAAGCAGAGAGGGGACGCAGGGCUAGACUGAGUCCGCAGUGAAUCUUGUGGAUUUCUCCUUUGCAUCUCCACUGCAUCUUUCCGUUUCCCUUUCCCUAGCCAUCCCCCUUCCCCUCCCUUUUCCCCCCACUGUCCUCUCCGCUCUGGACCGCUCCUCCGGGCAUGCUACUUAAGCCCAAGUAUGACCGCUUCCGGAACGACUCUGUGACCUCCUCCGACGAUCUUAUGCAGAGCCUGGCCAUGAGCGGGAAGGUGGUGGCCACACCGGUGGCCUCCUCGUCCGCGCCGGGCCUGGAGCUGCCGCCCCUGCAGACCGCUGCUCUACCUCCUCCUUCAGCCCAGGUGUUGGCUGACUCGCCCGGGAUGGACAGCGAGCAGGAUGGCACCACCACCUUCUGCAUGCUCAUCCCCAAAAUGCCCCAGUGGAAGUUCUCCAACUCUUUGCUCAGCCGUAGCCCAUCAAACAGCAGCUCUAGCUCCAAUUCCAGCAAGGAUUCUGGCAGGGCACCUCCGACCGAUAGUUCCCCUGCUGCGGCUUCUGGGGGGACGGCUGCUGCCAGCGGUCCUGUGGCUAGCCUUGCAGCUGUGUUCAACUCCUGUGACCCUGUUUGUGUGGGCCCCUGUUCCCUACAGGCCUCCAGGAGACAGAGGGCCAGUCAGAGAGAGUCCAGCGCAGGGGCCGCCGAGGGGAGUCCAGGGGGCUCUGGGAGCUUCAGGACCGGGAUGAACCGGAGGACCAGGGUGGAGGGAAUAUGGCUCGGGGAUAACUUCACCCAGAAGGGCAGCUUCAUCAACAAGCCGUCUCAAGGGUGGUUGCACCCAGACAAAAAGAUCAGCAGCACAGGGGCUUCCUACAUCGUCAGGUACAUGGGCUGCAUUGAGGUCCUCAAAUCCAUGAGAUCGUUGGACUUCAGCACCAGGACGCAAGUCACAAGGGAAGCCAUCAACAGGUUGUGUGAAUCUGUACCUGGAGGAAAAACUGCCUGGAAGAAGAAAACAACAAACAAAACCCUUCAGUCCAUCAUGGGCAAAAGUAACCUGCGCUUUGCUGGAAUGAGCAUCGGCGUCAACAUCUCCAUUGAUGGCUUGAGUCUCCUCGUCCCUACAACACGGCAGGUUAUUGCCCAUCAUCCCAUGCAGUCCAUAUCUUUCGCCUCAGGUGGAGAUUCGGAUACACCUGAUUACGUCGCCUAUGUAGCCAAAGACCCCGUCAACCAAAGAGCUUGUCACAUUUUGGAGUGCUGCGACGGUCUUGCCCAGAAUGUGAUCAGCACCAUUGGCCAGGCCUUCGAACUGCAGUUCAAACAGUACCUACACAGUCCACCCAAAGCCAUUCCUGCCAUGGAUAGAAAUAUAAGAACAGAAGAGUCAGCAUGGGGUGAAGACGAGGAGUCAUCCGAGCACGAUUACUACAACAGCAUCCCUGGAAAGGAGCCUCCUGUUGGGGGAGUGGUAGACUCGAGGCUCAGGCCUCCUGCGGGCCUACUGGGCCACGUUCACACACACCCACAGAGCAAAACAUCACAGAUGGGGUCACCGGCUAAAAGAGACGCAAACAGCCUUCCUGCCACCCACUUGUGUUAUGAAGUGCACUGGGACACAGAGAAUAACAGAAGCUCAACAGGUUUGACUUCUGAUGGUUACUUGCGAGCAGAUGGUCAUCCUCCAGGCAGUCGUGAUUACGAGGAGCAUCUGUACGUAAACACUCAAAAUCUGGACAACCUGGAGGCCUCAGUGGUUGGGCGCAGACCUGAGAGCCCCAAGAAGGACAUUUUUGACAUGAGGCCAUUUGAAGAUGCCCUGCGCCUCCAUGAAGCUAGUGGGGUUUGUGUGCUGGAGGACAAAUGGCCGAGUCCCCCACGUCGCAGAGCCCCUGUGGCCCCUACAGAAGACCAGCUAAGACGAGAGAUGUGGUACCACGGCCGAAUGAGCCGCAGGGAUGCUGAGAAUCUGCUGGGCCGCGAUGGGGAUUUCCUGGUACGGGACAGCGCUACUAACCCAGGCCAGUACGUGCUGACGGGGAUGCAGUGCGGCCUUCCUAAACAUCUGCUGCUGGUGGAUCCUGAAGGAGUGGUCCGAACUAAAGACAUGCUUUUCGAGAGCAUCAGUCACCUGAUCAACUACCAUCUGACAAACAAGCUGCCGAUUGUAGCGGCGGAGAGCGAACUACACCUCCAGCAGGUCGUCUGCCGAAAAAUCUGACCUCAUUUGAAGCCCAUAUUUAUGGGAUGAAGAUGAAGGUCUCGAGGCCACACACUAUUGCCUUAAACACAGACUCUGAGCUUCCACUGGGACUUGUGGGAAAUCGCCGUUCCUGACCACAAACAGCUUUCAGCAUGCCUCGCUCAAUCGAUCCCCUUCUUCAUCUGAGAAGACCCUGACUGAGAGUUUGGCGUUGGGAAAUGAAGUGCUUGUGAACUUUGAGUUUCCCAACAGACUGUUAGAAAAGUUACGACAAACACGAAAACUUCCCUUCCUCUACGAGCGAUCGAUCAUUGAGCUGUCGUUUCUAAACGUGAUGUAUUCGCUAACUGUGGAUCCGAUCUUCUCUGAUGGACGUCCCUGUGCUGUUGCGCUUUACCAUCGGUUUGCUCUCAGGAUGCUGUGUUUGUAAUGGACGUUAUAUAAAGCUCAUAAGCUCAGUCGCUGUAAUGCAGUCGUAUUGGACGCACAUGUUUCAUUUACGAACUCAGGACCAAACGUUUUUGGGUCACGCUCUUGAGAUAUUACCCCUUUUUUUGAAUAACUGUGAUCCAGACAUGCAUUAUACGUCAUAGUUUUGUGUUGACACAAAUGGUCACUCAAAGGUACAUCCAGUAGUUUGUUGCGUGAACAUGUUAACAAAACUUUCAGAAUACAUGGUAUUUUUGUUUCUUA
Danio rerio (zebrafish) is the source of this 3468-nucleotide messenger RNA. The record is from RefSeq and is a predicted model, not a curated record. NCBI's taxonomy places the organism in Eukaryota, Metazoa, Chordata, Actinopteri, Cypriniformes, Danionidae.